AUGCCCCCUCCGCGCAGCAAGAAACGCCCGGUGCAGCGUCUGCGUCAGAAACUGCGCGGCCUGCACCCCCGCCACGAGCUCGUGCGCUUUGUGCACAAGCUCAAGGGCCUGCUGCACGCCGUCUUCGUCCACGCCCACGCCACCCACGACUCGAGCACUGACCAGAAGCCUGCCUCCGCCACACCUGCCGACGCGGAGCCCGACGCCCGCGACGCCCGCUACGCCCUCCACCACCACCGCGAGUCGCCGCUGCCACCGCCCCGCCAGACCCCGCCCGGCUACCAGAGCAUCCGCUGCGUCACCCCCUCCGAGCACGAGGAGGGCCUGCACGACGAUCCGCCCCCCGGCGUGCCCUACCAGCAGUACUUCCCCUUCCGCUCCUACGAGGAUCUGCGCGCCGCCGAGGAGCACCGCUACUCCAUCCGCGAGCAGCAGGCCAUUGAGGAACUGCGAGAAGCCCGCCGCCGCGCCUCGUCCGGCCUGUCCUACCAGCGCGCCCUGGGCAACGGCUGCCAGGACUUCAUCGUCAAGGACUUCAUCGAGACCCUCUCCGACACCGCCGUCCCCGUCAGCCGUCGCUCGGGCAACCCUGCCCGCCAGGUGGCCUUUGACCCCAAGCCUUUGAUCCGGACCUUCGAACAUGCCUUGCUUCGCCUGGGCACGCUGUCGGAGGACCUUGAGCUCCAGGAGAACGAACUCGCCGGUUCGGUGCGCCGUGCCGAGGCCCAGCACGCCCAGAAGAACGAAUCGCUAGGCAUAAAACUGGAGGAAUCCAUUGAGCAGUUCAACAGGCUAGAUAACUCGCUCAAUGGAGGCAUCAGUGAUAGCGUGGAUAGCGAGAGCGGCGGCAACGUCGCAGUCCGUAUAGGAGAACGGCUGGAGGAGCUAGACCGCCAGAGACAACGCGCGCAGGAUGCCAAAUUUCUGAUUCAGUGCUGGAUGGAGGUCAGCGAGCGGGGAGACCUGUCAUCGCUGGAAGACGUCAGGCGGCUUGGAGGCGGAGACGGAAAGGUUCGAUGUGCACACAUUGCUAGACAGCUCCUCCGACUCAGCCAUAGGUUGGAUCCGGAUUAUGGCCAAGUAAACGUUCCCAGGACGAACGGAGUAGACGGUGCCAACGGGCAGAACGGCGCACCAGCAAAGAAGCACAACACGAGGGAGAUCAUUGAGAAGUUCCUGGAGAUGCUGGAGAAGGAUCUGUUGAAGCAGUUCGACGAUUUUUACCGGAGGCAAAACUUUGAAGGCAUGAGGGAAUGCGCCGCUGCGCUACGCGAUUUCAACGACGGUGCAAGCGUAAUGGGGCUGUUUGUCAACCAGCAUCAGUUCUUCAUCGACAGAAGUCAAUUGGUCACCGAAGAGGUGGCGGGCGACGGUGAAACCUGGGAUCGCCUUGCCGAUCCAGAUGCGGAGCCUCCAGGUGUUGAGCCAAGUCUCCAAUCCCUGGUCGAUGAAGUCAGACUUGUCGUCCAAGAAGAAUCGUUCAUUAUCAAGAAGGCAUUUCCCUAUGCCGACGAGGUUUUGAUCAGAUUUUUGCAGCGUGUCUUCCAGCAAUCCAUCCAAGCGCGGUUAGAAAUGGUGCUUGAUAAGGCAAAUUCCAUUUCUUCACUGGCUUUCCUCCGCUCUUUGCAAGCUGCAAGAAGCUACAUCGGCUCUCUUGUCGAUGACCUUAAAUCACACGGCCUGACUGAACACCCCGAACCAGUGACUUCACACGUUGCAGCAAUGCUGGACCAACAGCUUGAGGACCUCUUCAUCCCAUACCUCCUCGGGUCUUCUUACAUCGAAAGAGAGAAGAAAAAUCUGGAAGAACUAUACUCUUCGCUACUUUUCAAGUUCACUGUUUACCAGUCGAAGAGACGCAAGAUCGCGACGUCUUAUCUGGGCUCACUGAGUCAGAGAGGUCGCGAACUCUUCGCAUCUGCAAAGGAUGCCUACAUGGAGCGGUUAGGAUCUUCCGAUAUUUCAACCUCGCAAAGAAGCAUGAUGCUUCAGCUCGCUGGUCUGAAGGAAGCAGACAGCGACAAGGAAAUUGAGGUUUCCGAAGAGGACGGCCAGCUCAGCCUGCCAAAUGCCAAGCGCAUGCUGAAGUGGUUGGCUGAAGGGGUAGGCAGAGGUCUCGAGUUGGGCGGCGGUAACGAGACACCCAAAGACGUUCAAGCGAUGCUUGGGCUCCUUCUUUCUCACGUCGGUGAGAUCUACUUGGAGACGGCAUUGGACGCGGCUGCCGAAUUGGCUACCUCUCAGGAGAACGUCAAGAACAAUCCUCCGGAUAUCUCUUACCUUUACUCUCUUCGUACUGCGAUCGGCAUUCUUCAUCUCCUGCAGAUGUCCAUCAACACAGUCCUCCUUCCCCUUGCAGCCCCAUCUCUAAUAACCCGUCGCGAGAUUGAGAAAACCACCAAUGCCACCAUCACAAAUCUCGAAAAUAAGAUAAGCACCAUCCUCCAAAAGACCAUCGACGUGUGUCUCUCCUGGGCAGCCAAGCUCCUGCAGGGUCAGAAAAAGCAAGACUUCCGCCCCCGUGACGAGGACCUGGUGUCGUUGGGUGCCGAGACGCCAACGUGCCUGGCGACGACGCGCUUCCUUGACAAGGUUGCCACUCAGGCCACUGCCACAUUGUCGCAGCCUGCCCUCGGCCUCUUCCUGAGCGAGUGCGCCCUCGGGUUGCGCAGCCAGCUGCUCGACCACUUCCGCCGCUUCACCGUCUCACUUACGGGUGGUCUGGUCGUAUCCAAGGAUGCGACCAAGUACGCAGAGCUCGUGCGCGGGUGGCCGACGUCUGGUAGCUCUUCAUCCGAUGCAUCCGGCAAGCGCGGAUCUACGGACAGCAACAAGCGGAACGCGGGCUCGAGCGGAGGUGGGUUUGAGAAGAACGGCAUGGAUAUCCUCGUCGAGGUGGCGAACUUGUUCGUCAUCGGGCCCGAGGCUCUGCGCGAGAGGCUCCGCGGCGUCAACGGCGCGGAGAGGGAGGCUCUCAGGAGUUUCGUGCGCAACAGAGAGGACGCUAGCAGUGUUGGAGUGCAGGCGGUGUUGGCCGGUCUUUAG
Diplodia corticola is the source of this 3045-nucleotide messenger RNA. Its product is annotated as exocyst complex component sec10. The record is from RefSeq and is a predicted model, not a curated record. Gene Ontology annotation, cellular component: exocyst; cytoplasm. Gene Ontology annotation, biological process: exocytosis; Golgi to plasma membrane transport. Lineage: Eukaryota; Fungi; Ascomycota; Dothideomycetes; Botryosphaeriales; Botryosphaeriaceae. The transcript is spliced from 6 exons. Bases 1 to 3045 code for a protein of 1014 amino acids.